AUGACCUCAUCGACUCCAUUUCUCUGCACCACGAGCGAAGACGAGCGUCUCUCUCCGCCGUCGUCACCUUUCUCAGAGCCUACGCAACCUAUCAUCUCUCCCAGUGAUCUGGGAAUGAUUGAUGAUCAUGACGGUCCUUCGGAAAAUGAUGGUUCUUCGCCAGGAGUGGCGUUCGGCGCACCGAGACAGAAGACGAAAAGCCCAUCAAAGAGACAACAGAUUACUUACGUCUCGAGACAUUUUGUGAAAGAUAGGUCGAAAGAGAAGGUGCCCAUGAAAACCGCAAACAGAAAGAAAAGGAGACUCAAACAGCCUAAAGAGGAUUCGAGUGAUAUUAAGCCGGUACCAGCGCCGCAUCCAAUUACUCCAGUUCAACCGCAACCCCGGAUCUACUAUGGCUACAAUAUCGAUGAUUUCUCCUCAGACUCCAGCCUCACCGAUAUUCCCGAUGACCUUGAUGAGGCCCCUGACCAGUUCACACCUUCGAAUACACCCGAGUUAAUCCCUGAUGUCGAGACCGGGGAGGUCAAAGUGAGCCUCAAAAAGGUGAUCCGAAGCCCAACCAAGUCUCCCUAUUUUCCGCACCCUCCUAAGCACCGCCCAACCUUUCUUUCCACCCUCCCAUUCCCUCCACUUGCACACAAGACGUUUGGUCUGAUGCAAGAACGCCUCGCUCAUGACCCUUUUCGGCUACUUAUUGCCACAAUCCUCCUGAACAAAACCCCUGGUGAGCGAGCGAUGCCCAUAUUCUACCAGUUGAUGAAUCGCUUUCCUACACCCUCGGACCUUGCUUCGGCAGAAGUUAGCGAUAUCACCAAUAUCAUAUACGUGCUUGGGUUUCAAAACCAACGUGCGCGAAAGUGUGUGGAGAUGGCCCGAGUUUGGAUUGAACGGCCACCGGAAUUUGGAAAGAGAUACAGGAAACUGAAUUAUCCCAACAGAGGCGAUGGAAGAGACGUCAAGGAGGGCGACAUGAUUGGUGAUCAUGAUUCACGUGUUGCUUGGGAGAUCUCUCACCUUCCUGGACUUGGGCCAUACUCGCAUGACAGCUGGCGCAUGUUCUGUCGUGACAAAUUGCGAGGCCUCUCAAGUAGCUGGAAUGGUGAGGACAGCCAAGAUCCCAACAGCUUUGAACCUGAAUGGAAAAGAGUUGUACCAUUGGAUAAAGAGCUACGAGCUUAUUUGACUUGGGUAUGGAUGAAGGAAGGCUGGGUCUGGAACAAGGAGAGCGGACAGCGAACCAGAGCAAGUGAUAAGCUCAUGGCUCAAGCCCAGGGCGGUGGCAUUGUGAUCGAGGAGAAGGACCGCGCCCACCUGGUCAUCAAAACUGCGCAAGACGAAGAUGUGGGUCGGCUACAGGACCACGGACCGGUCGAGCACACAGCGGGAGAUUUUCUACCCAGCCGUCUGCCUGCCACUGUCAAUCCUACCCAGGGAGGGACUGAAUCUUGGAUAUGA
Molecule: messenger RNA, 1458 nt
Organism: Exophiala aquamarina CBS 119918
Lineage: Eukaryota; Fungi; Ascomycota; Eurotiomycetes; Chaetothyriales; Herpotrichiellaceae
Exons: 1
Coding region: 1-1458 (485 amino acids)
Biological process (GO): base-excision repair
Cellular component (GO): nucleus
Molecular function (GO): catalytic activity; DNA binding
Source: RefSeq, a predicted model, not a curated record